This is a messenger RNA of Lodderomyces pseudojiufengensis, 3486 nucleotides long. RefSeq lists its product as uncharacterized. The record is from RefSeq and is a predicted model, not a curated record. Gene Ontology annotation, biological process: chromatin remodeling. The transcript has a single exon. Lineage: Eukaryota; Fungi; Ascomycota; Pichiomycetes; Serinales; Debaryomycetaceae. Bases 1 to 3486 code for a protein of 1161 amino acids. Gene Ontology annotation, cellular component: cytoplasm.
AUGACAAGUGUAUGGAAUGGAAACAGCAAUGAAAAUGAACGUUUAGUAUCACAUCGAUUGUUUGAUAAGCUAAAACCAUUUUGUAUUCAAUUGUCUCAAGAAGUUCUCCAACCACAAAUAAAUGAGUCCAAAAUCACAUCUUUAUUAACUUCAAUUGUUAAUGAAAUGGAGUUUGAAUCCAAGGUUGCAACAAAUACUGAGAUUCACUUCAAAAUACUACCUAAUGUUGCCGAUUACAUUUUUUUUCCAAUAUCGAAUCUAUUGAAACAAUCCAAUCUAAACGAUGCCAUCACACAGAAGAUAUUAAUACUUAUUGGACUUUUGAUUCAACAUUGUUGGAGUUAUAAUGUCAAUUACACCUUAUUCGAUCAAUUGUUUUCCCUAGUUUUGUUUUUGAGUGGCGCCAGCAAUUCUGGAUCUGCACUGGAGAUUAUUAAAGAGAAAUCAAUUCAAUUUCAACUGUCCACUAUAUUUGUAUUAUCCCAAUUGAUAAAUUCAUUGAGCAAACUUUACUUCGAAGAAAAAAAUAACAGGUUACAUUUUUUGAGUUCAACGAUUACACUUUCAUUGGAUGUCAUAACUUCUACCAGCUCAAAUGAUCAGGAGUCAAUCACUCUUUUGAGUCAAACCUUUGAAUUAAUUCGCAGCCUGUUACUUAGACUCAAUGAAGAUCAAGUUUCAAUCAUACUUCCUGGAAUUGUCUCUUCCUUGGCAAAGUUUACUUCUUCAAACUCCAACAUCAACUAUCAAUUACUCAUUCAAAUUUUAAGGUUGUUGACAUACAUUGUUACUUCGUCUUUUAGUGAUGAUGCUCUUGGCUCAGAAUUAAUUGUACCGGAAAUACACAGUUUGACAGAAAUUGAUGUUGUUUGGGAUGAUGAUGAAAGAACACUUGAUGGCUCACCACAAUCGUCAGAUGAGAUCAGAAUUACUGAGAGAGAUCACAGAAAUAUUGCAUGGUUAAGAGCAACUUCGAAACAAUUAAAAAUCACACUAGUCACAAUAUUCAAAUCCGUUUUAUUAAAUUCACGUAACAGACAGCGAUGGCAAACUAGAUCUGAUUUAUAUGACACUGUGGUGAAUUUCAAUACAUCUGUACUAAAGAAUUGCUUUAUAGCAUUGUACAAUGAGAUUCCGCCUUUAACGUUGGAUAUCUGCUCAAUUUUACUAUACUCAUCUAGUUACGAUGAACAAUUGGACUUUAAAAUAUGGCAGCUAGCUUCUCUUGUCGAUGAUGCAAUCAAUGACAAUGAAACAAAACUGAAAGCAUAUUUUGAACUCGUAAGAAAGAAGCUUUCAAGUUUGAUUAAUAACAAGCUAUCUGUUAUAGUUUUCUCAACUGAUGAGGACAAGAUAUCUAUGAAUCUUAUCGCUCUCAAAUUUCACUUUGCUGUUUUGAUGGAAUUAUCUAGGAAAUUGGAUCGUCAAUUCCAAGAGUUGAACAUUCUCAAACAUGAUUGCCUCAAGCUCUUGAUAGAACUUACUAUCGAUCAUGCCAAAAUUAGCAAUUCGAGCAGACUGUUGAAGAGUAGCAAAAACAGUUUACAAAUUACUACUGGUAAUGAAAAUUCGAAUACAAUGGAUAAUAUUGAGUUACCAAGUUAUAUUAAUGCGAAAAGUGUGAAAGCACAACAUGGUGAUAAUAAUAGGCAAAGAGACUUCAAUACACAUAAUAUUUUAACCUUAUCGCGUCAAUGGAGUAAGGGUCCUCCUCUUACAACUGAGAGAAUUGCAGUUGGGAUUGGCUCUACAUAUUUAGAGGGAAAAUUGAAAAAUCUAAUUUCAUUUAUAUCUGAAUUGAAAUCCAACCAAACCGGUACGGAUCUUGAAGAAAUAGAAAGCUUGUUGGACGAUUUUGAUGAGGAUACAAUAAGCAAAGGUGUCUCUCUUUGGUUUGCAACAAAUUUGGCAAAAAAUGGACUAUCAAAAUCAAUGUCGCUCGAUGUUAGUGAGUUCUUAAAUAUCGAAGAACCGAUGGAAGUUGAUAGUGAGGAAAAUGAGGUUUCAUUCUUGUUGCUUGUCAAAUCAUUAGAGUUGUUGAACAAUUUGAAUGUCUCGGAAUUGAGUAAUAUAGAAAAUGGUCAACUAGCGAAUCAAAUUUCAAUAAUAUCAUCGUUGGAAACAAUAAGUACUGUCGCCGGUACAAUAUCAAUAGAUGAAUUUAGGUCGAAUGUUUUAAUGGACCAUUUGCUAAGUAUCUUACAAGCAUUGACUUUCACAGACAAACCAAAUAUACAAUUGCAAGCUCAAAAAACAAUUCAGGACAUUGUCGACAUUUAUUACAAAGGUUCAAUACAAGCAAUGAUUAUGGACAACCUGGAUUAUUUAGUCGAUGCAAUAAGUUUACAGAUGAGUGUUGCAAGUAAUUUAACUCCUACGUUGCCAGGUAUUUUGAUGGUUAUUGUGAGGAUAGCUGGAAUACAACUAUUAGAAACAAAUCAAUUGACUGAUAUUCUUUCAGAUAUGUUUGUUAUUUUAGACUCCUAUCAUGGUUACAAUAAACUAGUUGAGAGCUUUUUUGUUGUGUUUGAGGCGUUAGUUGAUCAAAUUCAAAAUUUAUAUCUCAAAUUAUCGAAUGUAUUAAAAGUUGAGAACAAGAUUGAAAAUGUCUCUCAAUUCAAACCGUGGGGAAUGACUAACAAGGCACAACUAUUAGAGCUUUUGAGUGAUAAGAAAACGAUUGACCCAAUGGAGGAAUAUGACAGUAACAAAGAGUAUUUUAAAAGACCAGCUGACAAACCAUUCUCAGAAAUAGGGAAUGAUUCAGAUGAUGAAGAAGAUAACGAAGGAACCGAAAUUCAAGAGGAAGAAGAGAAAUGGACUUCACCAAUUCCAAAAGAAAUUUACAUUGUCCUUAAAAGAAUCUUUAAUUAUGGAUUUGUAUUAAUAUCUCAACCAUCAUUCACAUUGAAGUCUCAAAUAAUGAAAACCCUAAGAUUACUACUCCCUUUACUUUGUACCAAUUAUAAAUUACUAUUACCAAUGAUUGUGAGCAAUUGGCCAAUUUUAACCACACUCAUCUCCGGAGUCGAUUCACUAUCAACCACAUCCAGGGAGAACAAUUCAUUUUCAAGAGAAAAAAUUAAUUUAACAAUCGAAUCAUUAGAGUUUGUAAUUGAAAUUAUCCAACAAGAUUUCUUACAAGGCGAAUAUUUUUUCAGUAGAAAAUUUCAAGAUACUUGGAAUUUCGUAUCGAAUCAUUCAGAUUUAGUUAAAAAUGAAUCUCAAACAGUCUCAGAAGUUGUGUCAAAAGAAAUAGCUAUAUCUGAAAAGGCUAUAUAUACUUUACGUAUGAGUCCAAAAUUACGAGAAAAGCUUGUUGAAUUUUUAUUAACUGGAGCUCAAGUUUAUGAAAAAUCAAUACCGGAUGUAAUUAGAUAUUCCAUUAUAAAGCUUUGUUACAAACUUCAAAUUCCUCCACGAUUUCCAAUAUCAAGAGAUACGUUGUGUAUACUCGAAGUUUUAAAAACUAAUGUAGUUCAUUAA